AUGGCUGCGCUGACUCGCAACAGAUAUGGCGAUAGAACGCCUUUUGUGCUUCCUACGCCGCCGACGCUAACGCCUCUUGGGGCUCAGCAACUGUACGAGGCUGGUAGUAGAAUUCGCCAGCGAUAUCUAACUCCUGACGACAAUGGUUCAACUGAGCCGACUGGAAUUGCCGGCAUUGCAUCUUAUCAGCUUGAAUAUGACCAGCUGACUGUCUUAUCCACCGACGACCAGUAUGUCUUCGCUUCGGCUCUGGCAUUUAUGCAAGGCCUGUACCCGCCUCUGGAGACAUCGUCCAACUAUACCUAUAUUGCCGGUCAAAGUACCAUUCAGAACGGAUCGAACGUCAUGGCGCCACUGAACGGGUACCAGUACCCCGACAUCACCACGGUCUCCACCAACGACCUCAACUCCAUUUGGGUCAGUGGGUCGAACAAUUGUCCCAAUUACCUGGCAUCCACGAAUGAUUACUAUGGCAGUGAGGCGUUCGAGACUAUUCAAAACAGCACCGAGGACUUCUACUCAAGCCUGCAACCAGAUCUGUUGGAUGGAGUCUUCUCAGAUGCAUCCGUGGGCUAUUACGAUGCAUACUACAUCUACGACUACCUCUCCUAUGCUUCAAUCCACAACACAACGGCGGCGCAGCACCUGUCCAUGGAGGAAUUGACAAAAGCCAAGAUUCUUGCCGAUGAUUGGGUUUUUGCGCUGAACGCCGAUGUUGACACUUCUGGAUCUAUUCCGGGGGAUCAUAUUCGAGCAAUAGCAGGUCGUACUCUGGCCACCCGCAUCCUCCAGGCUUUCUAUACAACGAUCAACACUCAGGGCGCUUCGGAUAAGAUGACGCUGCUUUUUGGCAGCUUCGAGCCUAUGGUCGCCUUUGCAGCUUUGGCUGGUCUCGUCUCACCACAGAAUGCGGCCUUCUACAACGUCCCCGAACCAGGUGCUAGCUUUAUAUUCGAGUUGUACUCGCUACAAGCUGAGGAUAUUGACACGUAUCCCGACACGUCAGACAUCUAUGUCCGAUUUUUCUAUCAGAAUGGCACUGAUGCCUACUCCUCUUUGGUCGCAUAUCCUCUAUUCGGCAUGAGCCCCAGUCAGACCCUAAUCAGUCUGGCUGACUUCAUUUCGGGCUUGGAGGGUUUCCUGAUGUUCAAUAUCGACGACUGGUGUACCACCUGUAACAGCUUCAGUGUGUUCUGUCCCGCAUUCACAAAUACCGAUGGGAACUUGGACUCCUCAACUGCGCUCUCUCCCAGCCAUCAUGGACUGUCUCCAGCCGUUGCUGGCGUUAUUGGAGCACUUGUCACUCUUGCAGUAGCCGCUCUCUUAUUCGCGGCAGUGAUGUUGCUCGGUAGGGUCAGAUUCCACCGAGUUCCGAAGCGACGAAGAUCCGACUUGAACGGCUUUAAAGGAGGCAACAAACUGGCGAGCGAUCAAGAUCUUACCAUACCGAAAGGAGGUGCAGGAGCAACCGUCAUUCAUAACGAGGAUCCUGCUUAUCCAGCACCUGUAAGGGGCCACGAACGCGUUGGAAGCUGGGAGCUGAGGGACCAAGCCAAAGCGGAAGAGGCACAGGGCCAAGGGCUGAACACAGUUGCCAGUCGACCAAGGCGGCCCAGCUAUGAAGAGGACGAGAUGCCUAUCAGCCCAUAUACACCCCCAGCGGCACCGCACGAUCAUGUAUGA
Molecule: messenger RNA, 1683 nt
Organism: Cladophialophora carrionii CBS 160.54
Lineage: Eukaryota; Fungi; Ascomycota; Eurotiomycetes; Chaetothyriales; Herpotrichiellaceae
Exons: 1
Coding region: 1-1683 (560 amino acids)
Biological process (GO): dephosphorylation
Molecular function (GO): phosphatase activity
Source: RefSeq, a predicted model, not a curated record